UGCAGAAGAAGCGCGCAUUCUUGGCUAAAUUCGGUGCAAACUGGUGUGGUUUCAUUAGUUUUCGUUAAAUUUGUGCAAAAUAUCCUGAAAUUAAGCUGUAAAUCAAUACAAAUUGUGCAUAUUUUGAUUCCUGUUGGUGCAAACUAUCCGUGAAGUGCAAAAAACAUGGACGGAUUCGACGAUGCCGGAAUAUUUUUCUCGGACAACUUCGGCGACGAUGGUCAGCAACAGAACUCCAAUCAGAUCAACUUGCAGCAGCUGAAGAAAAAGUACCGGGAAUUCAUCCGGACGUUCUGCGAGGCCAACUUCAGUUACAAAUAUCGUGACAACCUCAAACGGAACUAUCUGCUGGGGCGCUACUAUCUGGAGGUGGAAAUCGAGGAUCUGACCGGAUUCGACGAGACCCUGGCGGACAAGCUGUACAAGCAACCGACGGAGCACUUGCAGAUUUUCGAAGAAGCCGCUCGGGAGGUGGCCGAUGAGAUCACUUCUCCCCGGCCGGACGAUGAGGAGCAGGUGCACGACAUUCAGAUUCUGUUGACUUCCGGUGCCAAUCCGACCAACAUUCGGGAUCUGAAGUCGGAAUGUGUCUCGCGGUUGGUCAAGGUCGCAGGUAUCAUCAUUGCUGCCUCGGGGAUCAAGGCCAAAGCGACCAAUAUUUCGAUCCAGUGCCGGACCUGUAGCAAUGUGAUUCCGAACCUUCCGGUCAAUCCAGGGUUGGAGGGCUACCAGUUGCCGAGGAAGUGCACAACGGAGCAAACCGGUCGGCCAAAGUGUCCCCUGGACCCGUACUUCAUCAUGCCGGACAAAUGCAAGUGCGUCGACUUCCAGGUGCUGAAGAUGCAGGAGUUGCCAGAUUUUAUUCCCCAGGGAGAGAUUCCGCGGCAUAUGCAGCUGUUUUGCGACCGGACCUUAUGUGAAAGGGUCGUCCCAGGGAACAGAGUUCUAAUCCAUGGCAUCUUCUCGAUUCGGAAGAUUGGUAAGCCCAGCAAGCAGGAUGGUCGGGAGAAGGCCAUCGUGGGAGUUCGGGCCCCGUACAUGAGGGUGGUUGGAAUUACGGUGGACACGGAAGGUAUGGGCUCCAUUUCCCGUUUCACCAACAUUACGACUGAAGAGGAAUCCACUUUCCGGAAGCUGGCGGCCAACCCGAACGUCUACGACACCCUGUCGGAAAGUUUGGCUCCGAGCAUUUUCGGCUCGCAGGACAUCAAAAAGGCGAUCGUUUGUCUGUUGUUUGGAGGAUCGAGGAAGCGAAUGCCGGAUGGUUUGACACGUCGUGGCGACAUCAACAUUCUGCUGCUUGGAGAUCCCGGAACGGCCAAGUCUCAGCUGUUGAAGUUCGUGGAAAAAGUUGCCCCAAUUGCGGUUUACACGUCUGGUAAGGGUUCCAGUGCUGCCGGUUUGACCGCAUCGGUAAUCAGAGAUCCGGCAACCCGGAAUUUCGUCAUGGAAGGAGGCGCCAUGGUCCUGGCCGAUGGUGGUGUAGUCUGUAUUGACGAGUUCGACAAAAUGAAGGAAGACGACCGCGUUGCCAUCCACGAAGCCAUGGAACAACAGACCAUUUCCAUUGCUAAGGCCGGAAUUACAACUACACUGAACUCGCGCUGCUCGGUGCUGGCUGCCGCCAACUCGAUCUUCGGUCGCUGGGACGACACCAAGGGUGAGGAGAACAUCGAUUUCAUGCCAACCAUCCUUUCCCGUUUCGAUAUGAUCUUCAUCGUAAAGGAUGUUCACGAUCAAACUCGUGAUAUCACCCUGGCAAAGCAUGUCAUGAACAUUCACAUGAACGCCAACAAGGCAACCCUUGAAACACAGGAAGGUGAAAUCCCGCUUGCUUUGUUCAAAAAGUACAUCAACUACUGCCGGACGCACUGCGGACCCCGUCUGAACGAGGAAGCUGCCGAGAAGCUCAAAUCCCGGUAUGUCCUGAUGCGCAGCGGAGCUGGCGAACACGAACGCUUGGCGGACAAGCGUCUCUCGAUUCCGAUCACCGUCCGCCAGCUGGAAGCCAUCAUCCGUAUUUCGGAAUCCCUUGCCAAGAUGCAGCUUCAACCGUUUGCCACGGAAGCUCACGUAACCGAAGCCCUUCGUCUGUUCCAAGUCUCCACCCUGGAUGCGGCCAUGUCCGGUUCGUUGGCCGGAGCCGAGGGAUUCUCCACCGAGGAGGACACCGAAGUGCUCAACCGGAUCGAGAGGCAGCUGAAGCGUCGGUUUGCCAUCGGAUCGCAGGUGUCCGAGCAGAGCAUCAUCCAGGACUUUGCCCGGCAGAAGUACCCGGAGCGGGCCGUGCUGAAGGUGAUCCACACCAUGAUUCGACGCGGCGAGCUGCAGCACCGGAUGCAGAGGAAGAUGCUGUACCGGUUGUCUUGAGGCGCCAGCUGCGUUGGAUUUUACGUGUGUACCUUUCACUAUCUACUGUUUACUUUGUCGUUUGUGUACCGUCAGUGUACCAGUAGCCGCUCAUGACCCAAUAGCCGCUCACUGUUGCAAAAAUCAAGUUUACACGCAUAAAUACACUCUUUUCGGUGCUGAUAUUCUUGGACAAUAUAAAUUAGACGAGAGCAAAGCCAUUUUAUGCAAUAUUUACCGGAUAACAUAAAUUUUAAAAUGUAGCUAAUUUCAUGUGUUCCAAUAACCGCUCACGCAAAAAAAUACGUCAAAAUCGUAAAAUCUGCCGAUUUUAGUACACAGUUUGUUUAAUCCCUAUUAUACACUCCAACGGAACAGGAAAAAAUAAUUGUAAAAACAUAGAGUUGCAAAAAUAAUGCACUUUUCCGCAAAAGUAUAUUUAAAAGAUGGCAAAAAUUUGUUCGUGAGCGGAAUUAGGACCACUUUGGUCUCACGCCAAAUGUAAUAAAAUCAUACUUUUAUGAAAAGUUUUAUAUAAGUCUUGAUUUAUAUCUGAUUGCACUUAGAUUGAACUAACAGAAAAUGGAAAAACAUUACAAAUUGGCUUAACAGUCAUUCAACAGAUGAUGUUUUUCUGCGAAACUGGCCUUAGAUGAGCGG
Aedes albopictus (Asian tiger mosquito) is the source of this 3009-nucleotide messenger RNA. RefSeq names its product DNA replication licensing factor Mcm5 (gene Mcm5). Gene Ontology annotation, cellular component: MCM complex; nucleus. Bases 166 to 2370 code for a protein of 734 amino acids. Gene Ontology annotation, molecular function: DNA replication origin binding; single-stranded DNA binding; 3'-5' DNA helicase activity. The record is from RefSeq and is a predicted model, not a curated record. The transcript is spliced from 2 exons. Lineage: Eukaryota; Metazoa; Arthropoda; Insecta; Diptera; Culicidae. Gene Ontology annotation, biological process: double-strand break repair via break-induced replication; DNA replication initiation; DNA replication.